AUGAUAGCGGUGCUCCAAUCGCCGCCGAGCUCCUUGUCCUGCAUCCCUGGCGACGGCUCCGGGCAGAGUGAGACCGCCUUAAGCUCAGACCCACCAACUGCGGGGGAUGGCCAAGGAAGGGAGGAGGCGGACUGGGCCACGAGGAGGAAGGGCUCCCAGAGGGUAGCUGGAGGAAGAAGGGGGAGGAAGAGGGAGGAAGAGGACCACCUCUCGCUGUCGUCGCUGUUGGUGGCGGUGGUGAGGAAGUCUUUGGUCGGUUGCAGGACAGAGACCGACGAGGAUCUGCGUUCCAUGGAGAUCGGGUGGCCGACCAAUGUGCAGCACGUCGCCCAUGUCACCUUCGAUCGUUUUCAUGGGUUUCUCGGGCUGCCGGUGGAAUUCGAGCCGGAGGUCCCUCGGAGGGCUCCAAGCGCCAGGUAUCAUCCCCUUCUAAGACCCCCCAAAUCCUGAAGCACACUUUUUCUUUCUCACGUUCAACCAUUUCAUCCUCAACAUCAGCAGCUAUCCCUCCCCCGGCUGUUGGUGUUCUUGCUGUCAGACUGGUUUCAGAGAAUUAGGUCUACAGUUCGUCUUCCCCCUGGUAGAUUUGUACUUGCUUUUGGGAUCAUAUGGGCUGUGAGUUAGUUUCUAUCUCCAUAGCAUCCUUCCCCCUCCCCACCUGAUUUUUUCCCCCUCAAGACAGCAACCUGGAAGAAACUGCUGGACGAUACGUCAACCCUAAGGGACGGACAUCCACUGGAGGAGGACUCAAGCGCUCCUCUCAACCCUUACGGUUCUGAUAGAAAUUGCUUGGUCUUGAUCAUUGCAAGCAAGUAUCCUAUCUCCUGCAGAUUAUUUUGAAAGUAUCAGAGGAAUGCGAUGAUGUUCUUACACUGCUGAUUAUUGUGGUCAUCUUUGUGGAUCUAACAUGAUCCAUGUAUGUUUGAGCAGUACAUUUGGCAAAUAACGUGAUGAUAGGCUUUUGCCCAUCCAGUGACAGAGUUGUCUUGCUUGCUCUCUUCCUGUCUAGUGUACACUGCCUAGUUGGAUUCAUAUGCGAUUUAUCAUCCAUCAAUAAUCUAGUGUCAGCUUAGGAAGGAAGCUUAUUCACAUGCAUCACUGAAGUGAGCCCACAAACGUUCAAAGCAUAAAGUGAGGAUUUUUUUUCUCAGAAUAUGGACCAAGGUUUGUAAAAAAAAAUAUUCUUCUGUUUAGACCAAGUAGACGGUAUACCCAUGGGAAAGCAAUCUACAACGGAUAUAUAUUCCUCCUAAGGAAUCAUGAAAAAAAUCGUUUUUUUUUCUUUGUUGCUGCCUCAGAAUAUCGACAAAGUGUACUUGGCAGCUGACAUGGUUUGUAUUUUUUUUUUUGUUUUUUUAUUUAUACUAUUUUGAGGAACAGAUUUGAAUUGCUCACAAGGAACCAGAGAUUAAAAAAAUUGUGUUUUUUUUUUUUGGUUGCCUCAGCUUAUCACUUCUUCUGAUGAUUUAUCGGAGAUCACACUGUAUUUAUAGUGCAAACCGGAAGUAUUACUGAAACUGGUCAUGUUUUGAUGGAGCUGUAACUCGGUUUCCAAUGCAGUGCGAGCGUCUUUGGGGUGUCUACCAAGUCCAUGCAAUGCUCUUACGACCCCAGGGGGAACAGUGUACCCACCAUACUACUGCUCAUGCAGAGGCGGCUGUAUGAGCAAGGCGGCCUUCAGGUCUUCUCCUCAGAUCUCGGGACAUGUUCUCUGCGUGCCUUUCUUGCACCAUGGUUGACAUCAUUUGCCCCUGUUGAUGAAAAACAUUCAGGCUGAAGGGAUAUUCAGAAUCAACGCGGAGAACAGCCAGGAGGAACAUGUCCGAGACCAACUGAACAGUGGGAUUGUCCCUGAUGGUAUUGACGUCCACUGUCUGGCUGGUCUGAUCAAGGUACCUUCUCAUCAAUGCUGCUACUUUACUUUCCAUGUGAGAUUAAGGGUGGAAUCUAAUGCUCAAAUAUAUACAUAUAUAAUGUACAUAUCUAAUAUAUGAUUCUUAAUUUUCUGAUAAUAACUAUCAUUGAGGUUCUUGGGUGAUCCCAUUAAUGGUGUAAGUAUAUCUAUUAGAUAUGUAUACAUUAUAUACAUAUAUAAUGUACACAUAACCAGUCGGAUUAUCCUUCGGAGCAAUCAGUGUCAUCGAUGAAGCCCCCUCUGAUUCUUAAUUUUCUGAUAAUAACUAUUAUUGAGGUUCUUGGGCGAUCCCAUAUUAAUGGUGUAAAUAUUUUUCGUGUCUUUCUUUUUCGUCUAUUAUGUUCUGCUGAAAUGCAUCCUACAUGCCUCAUUGGUAUGAUUCUCACUUGAAGAGUAACCUGUUUGCCCUGUUCUCAAGGCGUGGUUCAGGGAGCUGCCGACCGGCGUGCUGGACUCUCUGGCGCCGGAGCAGGUGAUGCAGUGUCAGACGGAAGAGGAAUGCGCCCACCUUGUGAAGCUCCUGCCCCCCACGGAGGCCGCGCUCUUCGACUGGGCCCUCAACCUCAUGGCCGACGUCGUCCUCGCUGAACCUCACAACAAGAUGAACGCCCGCAAUGUCGCCAUGGUCUUCGCUCCCAACAUGACCCAGGUACCCCCCCAAAACCUCUGCACCCCAAAAAUGGAAAUUUUGACCAAUUUUCUUGAAUAAUCUCCAGCAUUGAUGUUUUUUCGUGAGCUGAAUCUCGGGUUUUCGAUCCAUUUUCAUGAAAAUCGUGUUCUUCUUGUGUGGGCGAUCUCAGAUGGCGGAUCCUCUGAGCGCGCUCAUGUAUGCCGUGCAAGUGAUGAACUUCCUCAAGACCCUGAUCUUGAGGACCCUCAAGGAGCGGCGGCAGGAGCCCCUCCUGGGCCCACUACCGUCUUCUUCUUCUUCACGGCCGGAUCCCCCCGACGAGGACGGCCCCCUCCUCGACGCUGGUUCUCCCGACGAGGAGGCUGCCCCCUCGCCUGCCUUCGUCUCCGUCGAGCCCAAUUCAGAUGGCCCCGCUGGCGCCGAGAAGCCCGUCUCCAAGUUUUCGGGGCAAUUCAGCGGUGGGCGGCCGUGUGAGCCGCCGACGAGCUCCGGCAGCUCCUCCAGCGGCUGUGCAGGCGGCGGGUCCGCUUCCCGUCGGACCAGGGUGGCGGCGCAGACCGGCAAGCACCCCAGGAAAGAGACAAAGAAGAGCGGCGCUGCCGCCGGGGAGAAGUCCAGGGGGAUCAGCCUGGUUAGCCGGAUAAACUCUAGGAUGGAGCGGGUGGAGACGUGGCGUUGA
Messenger RNA from Spirodela intermedia, 3225 nucleotides. Lineage: Eukaryota; Viridiplantae; Streptophyta; Magnoliopsida; Alismatales; Araceae. The record is from the annotation of a GenBank genome assembly.